UUUAUUGUAAUAAUGCUUGUUGGCAAUAAAUUUGGCUCAGUAAAAUGAUCUAACAAAAUAAAAGAUGACACGAGACUAUUUCUUGAACCGUGCUUUUAUUCUGAAAGUAACACGCCUCACCGGAAGUGUGUAUGGUUUGGGCAUUCCCUUCAGCACCACCCGAACCAAGACAACCGGGUCUUUUGCCGCCAGUCAAACCUUCUACAAUGAAUCGUAUUUAGACGGACUGGACCUUGAAGAGUUUCUGACCCAGUUUUUUUUUUCUUUAAGUUCUGGUGCCAAAUGAAGCUGCUGGUGGAGGGAGUAGACGAAGAGCGGAAGUAGUUUGACGACUAACUUGAAGCGGAGCGGUUAUUGUUUUCCCGCAGCACGGAGCACCGCCUCAGGAGUUGGCAUCUUUCAUUUAGAAGGCACCUCGUCAAACAGGUGCCAUGAGCAGCGAGCUGAACGUCCCCGUGGGCUCUCCUGCUCCAGCAGUGCCUGGGGAGCCCGCUCUGGACACCGGAGGGAUGGACUACAGGGACUGGGUGAGGCGCAGUUACCUGGAGCUGGUCAGCUCCAAUCACCAUUCGGUGCAGGCUCUGUCCUGGAGGAAGCUCUACCUCAGUCGGGCAAAGCUGAAGGCGUCCAGCAGAACGUCCGCUCUGCUCUCUGGCUUUGCGAUGGUGGCUAUGGUGGAGGUGGAGCUGAAGGUGCAGUACCCCUACCCCAGAGAGCUCAUCAUUGCCUUCAGCGUGUGCACCACCGUCCUGGUGGCGGUGCACCUCUUCGCCCUGCUGAUCAGCACCUGCAUCCUGCCCAACGUGGAGGCCGUCAGCAACAUCCACAACCUGAACUCCGUCAGCGAGUCGCCGCACGAGCGCAUGCACCACUACAUCGAGCUGGCGUGGGGCUUCUCCACCGCGCUGGGCAUCCUGCUGUUCCUCGCCGAGGUGGUGCUCCUCUGCUGGGUCAAGUUCCUGCCCGUAGGCUCCGGCAGGGAGGAGAAACCCCCCCCGCCGCGCUCCGACAGCGGCUGGCACGCCGCACUGGCCUCCACCAUCAUCAUGGUCCCCGUCGCUGUGAUUUUUGUGGUCUUCGCCGUUCACUUCUACCGCACUCUGGUCCGUCACAAGACGGAGCGCCACCAUCAGGAGAUCGAAGAACUGCACAAGAUAAAGGUGCAGCUGGACGGGCAGGAGAGAGGCCUUCAGAAUGUGUGACGGUCCUGCAGACCAGAACAUGCAUGUCUUACUCUAUUUAUUGGAAAGGAGGAAGUGCCCGACUUCUGUGAGAGGGACGACGUUUACCGAAAAAGGGCUGCUUGGUUCUGUUUACUUUUAUGUUUGUUGGAAGAUCCAGAGAUGUUUUUAAUGUUUAAGGCCUUAGUCACAGCUGCCUGUAUGGGUGGGAACGGGCGGUUUGUAGACCACAAAGGAAAUAUUCUACGGUGAUGAUGCAGGCGACAGGUCGUAGUAAACGCAUAAACAACAAGUAAAGGCAGGUGAAGUUGAACUAAGUAAGACACAAGGAAAGUUUUCAACCCCCUGAGCACUGUACACUGAGUUUUAGACCAAAUCCAAAUUCUUCCUCUAGCCCAGAGGUCGGCAACCUUUAACAGUAAAAGAGGCUUUUGGGUCCAUUAUCUACUGAUCAAAGCCUAGAAGGAGCCACAUGGACUUACUUUAGCCUUUAAGAAAUUUGGAUUUGCCUUCAUGACCCUACAUAUUUUUUUAAAUAAAUGUAAACUAUGUAAAGUAUUUUUGGUAAAAACAAAAG
Messenger RNA from Oryzias melastigma (Indian medaka), 1758 nucleotides. It is a transcript of the gene orai2, whose product is annotated as ORAI calcium release-activated calcium modulator 2. Bases 432 to 1202 code for a protein of 256 amino acids. Gene Ontology annotation, cellular component: membrane. Lineage: Eukaryota; Metazoa; Chordata; Actinopteri; Beloniformes; Adrianichthyidae. Gene Ontology annotation, biological process: store-operated calcium entry. The transcript has 3 exons. The record is from RefSeq and is a predicted model, not a curated record. Gene Ontology annotation, molecular function: store-operated calcium channel activity.